This is a messenger RNA of Priapulus caudatus, 1254 nucleotides long. RefSeq names its product cytoplasmic dynein 1 light intermediate chain 2-like. Gene Ontology annotation, molecular function: dynein heavy chain binding. Lineage: Eukaryota; Metazoa; Priapulida; Priapulimorpha; Priapulimorphida; Priapulidae. Gene Ontology annotation, biological process: microtubule cytoskeleton organization; microtubule-based movement. The transcript is spliced from 10 exons. The record is from RefSeq and is a predicted model, not a curated record. The coding region runs from base 1 to 1254 and encodes 417 amino acids. Gene Ontology annotation, cellular component: cytoplasmic dynein complex; centrosome.
AUGGCGCCACCCAUAACAAAUCACCCUAAACUGGCUAAAGAGGAAGAUGAUAAUAUUUGGUCAUCAGUAUUGUGUGACGUACACACAAGUUCUUCCAGCAAAUUUCCUAAUGGGAAGUCACUGAUAGUGUUAGGUAACAAUGAGACUGGAAAGACGACUCUUAUCGCCAGGCUGGAGGCAAACGAAGUAUCGAGGAAGGGUGCCGGUCUAGAGUACCAUGUCAUCGAUGUACAGGAUGAGUACGGUGAUGACACGGCUAGACUGGGCGUGUGGCUGCUGGACGGGAACCCGCAGCACACGAACCUGUUCCGGUACAUGCUCACAAAGGAGAACCUUGGCGACACCCUGGUUCUGCUCACGGCCAGCAUGGCCCAGCCUUGGGCCAUCAUGGACACGCUGGACACGUGGUGCAGCCUCUUGCAGCACCACAUCAACGGGAUGGGCCUGGACAACAGCAGGCUGCGAGAGUGCAGGCAGAAACUAACGAAGACCUUUCAAGAGUACGUGGAACCGGACGACAGGGAGGCUGACAUCAUGACGGCGUCGCUGCGGCAGCGGACGACGCUGUCCCCCCUCGCAGAUGACGACACGCUUCCCCUGGGCGACGGAGUGCUAACCCUGAACCUCGGCGUUCCAGUGUUGAUUGUCGUGACAAAGAGUGACGCCAUGUUGGAGUUGGAGAGAGAGAGCGACUACAGGGACGAACACUUUGACUACAUACAGCAACAAGUGCGCAACUUUGCCCUCAGCUUGGGCGCCGGCAUCGUGUACGUGUCGGUGAAGGAGAACAAGAACUGUGAGCUGCUGUACAAGUACCUGCUGCACAGGAUUUACGACGUGCCCUUCGACCUGACGGCCAACGUCGUCGAGCGAGACGGCAUCUUCAUCCCGUGCGGCUGGGACAACGAGAAGAAGAUUGCGAUUCUCACGGAGAACUUCACGACCCUGCAGGCAGAUGGCAACUACUGUGAGGUCAUCCCCAAGCCGCUCGUCAGGAGGGUGAGUGCAGGGGGCGCCGCCGUAGCAGUGCUCGAGCGUCAGAGCUUUGCUGUCGCCGUGGACGUUAGCAAAGCCGUGUCGGGGCCGGGCAGUGAGACGGUGCUCGCCAACUUCUUCAACAGCCUACUGACGAAGAAACAGGGUCCGGCGGGAGCCACGGAGCCGGGCGCGUCUGUCGAGUCGGAUCAGCUGACACCGCAGGAGAGAAGGUCGGCCGUCCUCGCGUCAACCCCGAAAAAAUCCUCCAACCAGUGA